Molecule: messenger RNA, 1732 nt
Organism: Rhodamnia argentea
Lineage: Eukaryota; Viridiplantae; Streptophyta; Magnoliopsida; Myrtales; Myrtaceae
Product: AAA-ATPase ASD, mitochondrial-like
Exons: 1
Coding region: 95-1672 (525 amino acids)
Molecular function (GO): ATP binding; ATP hydrolysis activity
Source: RefSeq, a predicted model, not a curated record
GAUGCCCAAGACUCUCGCUGUGUAUAAAACAGCAACAAGAAGAGUUUCUGUACCUACUCAAACUAUUCACUCCCCUGGAUCUUGAGAGAAAAACAUGUUUACCGGAGAGAUGUUCACGCGCUUCGGAUCCGCGAUCGGCGGUCUGGCGGUCAUAUGGGCCAUGUUCCAGCAAUACAUCCCUCCGCAGCUCCGGGAGCACGUGGAGCGGUACACCCACAAGCUGGUGAGCUUCGUCAAUCCCUACAUUCAGAUCGUCUUCCCCGAGUUCUCCGGGGAGAAGCUGAAGAGCAGCGAGGCCUACACGGCCAUCCAGAACUACCUCACCACAAACGCCACCGCAGGGGCCAAGCGGCUAAGGGCGGACUCCGUCAAAGAUAGCAGCCAGUCUCUCAUUCUGAGCAUGGACGACCACGAGGAGGUCACCGACGUGUUCAACGGGGUGAAGGUCUGGUGGUCGUCGAACAAAACCACCCCCAAGAACAUGUCCUUUUCCUUUUAUCCAAAGACCGAGGACCGGAGGUUUUACCGGCUUACGUUCCACCGGCGGCACCGGGAACUGAUCACGCAAUCAUAUGUCAAGCACAUCUUGACCGAAGGGAAGGCGAUUGCGGUUAAAAACCGGCAGCGUAAGCUCUAUACAAACAACGCUAGCGAUAAUUGGUAUGAUUACAAGCAAACCAAGUGGAGCCAUGUGGUUUUCGAGCACCCCGCGACGUUCGAAACUCUGGCGAUGGAGCCGAGCAAGAGGCAGGAAAUCAUGAAUGAUCUCAAAAAGUUCAGCAAAGGGAAAGAGUACUACACCAAAAUAGGCAAGGCCUGGAAGCGCGGUUACCUGCUCUACGGUCCUCCUGGGACCGGUAAGUCCACCAUGAUCGCCGCCAUGGCUAAUUUCUUGAACUACGACGUGUACGAUCUUGAGUUGACGGCGGUCAAAGACAACACCGAGCUGAGGAAGCUGUUAAUCGAAACUUCUGGCAAGUCUAUUAUCGUGAUCGAGGACAUCGAUUGCUCGCUUGAUCUGACGGGCCAGAGAAAGAAAAAGGACAAGGACGAGGAAAACAAAGGCGGUGACAAAGACAAUCCCGCGAAGAAGAUUGAGAAAGAAGAGAAGAAAGGUAGCAAGGUGACUCUAUCUGGUCUUCUCAACUUCAUCGACGGUAUCUGGUCAGCUUGCGGGGGAGAGAGAAUCAUCAUAUUCACCACUAACUAUGUGGACAAGCUCGACCCUGCGCUCAUAAGGAGAGGAAGGAUGGACAAGCACAUUGAGAUGUCGUAUUGCUGCUUCGAAGCAUUCAAGGUUCUUGCAAGGAACUACUUGGACAUCGAGGAUCACGGGCUCUUCCCGACCAUCAGCGAACUGUUUGACGAGGCCAAAGUGACCCCAGCCGAUGUCGCAGAGAACCUGAUGCCUAAGUCGGAUGGUGAAGAUGCGGAGACUGGCUUGAGGAACUUGAUCGAAGCGCUCAAAGUCGCAAAGGAGCUGGAAGCGAGGAAGAAAGCCGAGGAAGAAGCGCGAGCAAAGGCCGGAAAGGAAGAGCAAGAGAAGAAAGAAAAUGGCGAGGAGGAGAUAGAGAAAGACAGCGGAAAAUCUGAUAAAGAAGUGAAGGAAAACGGGGUCAUCAAUGGAGGAAUGGCUGCCAAAGACGUGAAAGAGAAUGGCUUCGCAGCGUAGACGUUGAGGCCAGCCGAGACUGGAAAAAAUGGAAUGAUAUGUAGAUUUACUCUGCCUUGU